Messenger RNA from Neurospora crassa OR74A, 3001 nucleotides. RefSeq lists its product as hypothetical. Lineage: Eukaryota; Fungi; Ascomycota; Sordariomycetes; Sordariales; Sordariaceae. The coding region runs from base 1175 to 2821 and encodes 548 amino acids. The transcript has 3 exons. The record is from RefSeq and is a predicted model, not a curated record.
GUUUUCUUCUCAAUGAACCUCCAGACUUCGACACUGUGUCUCGCCCAAAGGUCCCAACAACUCUCCAACCGACACCGACUGCGGAAUACGGCGGCGAUACUUGCCAGCAAGGGCGCGGAACGGUGGAAGCGAGGCAAAAAGCGAGUGGAACCUAACCCAAGAGGAACCAAGCUAGUUAGACUUGACGAUACACGAGAAAAUCCAUCUUUCAGGUCCUGUCUUUCCUGGACGGACCUCGUCUCCUCAUGGUUGUACACGACACUACACCAAUACUAGCAGAAGGAUGCUGAAGCCAUCGGCUCUGCGGUGGCGUGGUCUCCGCCUGUUUUAUUGCUCCUCACUGCUCACGAUGGCGAUGUGGCUAUGACUUUUUUCACUUUGACCACAUCAGUCCUCUCAUUCUCCUGGACCCCAUGACGAAACUCGGCAACCCUGCUCCUCUGGCCCGAACGCCUGGUUUGCCGUGAACUGAACGUUGGCCGGCUCCGAUGUGUCUCGGCACCCUACAGGCUCGACACACCGUGACUCUCUAUCUCCACAGUUGGACAACAGCGAGAACCGGGCAUGAUCUGUCUCAAUGGAUCCAACCUUUUCGGUCUUCCAUUCCACCACUAUUCUAUUCUGAUAUCGACCCAUCAUCCCUGGAUCAUGCCCUUCUUCCACCAUGAAAGCCAUUUUCCAUAAGAGCUAACCAGAUACGGAACUCUCGGUCGUGCUUGUCGUUCAAAUCUUGAGCAGCGUGUGCCACCCGACUCCUCUUCUCAGCCAGCCUCUGUCUGCUGCUUUGUCCAAACUACCGGCAUCCGCUCUGUAUUUGGCAAUAAUCCAGGCUAUUAUACAUGUUACUACCAACCUGAAAUCCUUGAUCAAGAGAUGUGAGCGCUAUUCUGGUCAUGCAUGAUAUCGCCUCAUAAUCCCCAGUCCCUAUUAGUCUUAGUCUCCAGCCCGGGUCCUGUUUGGAGUUUGAUAGCCAGCUGCCCCUUUCAUAUCCACGCUCGCCACGAUCCCAUCCCGAUCCACCAUCUCUAACCGGUUAUGCUACCAAGAUUCACAGACCAUUGAAAGUUGCCUUGAGCUGUGUUUCUCUCCCGUCGCCCUCUAGUGUGCUCACAAAGGCACACUAGUCCUGCCGCCACCGCUCAUGUUCAAGUACCCACGGCAGCCACAUUCAUAAAUGCCGGGCGUCGUGAACGAUCAAAGGCGCUGCAAACCAGAUCUAUCUUUCCCAGUUCGGUCUAUUCACUGCUUCCGGGCAACUGACCAGUCUUUAUGUCACCAGUGGUAUAGACUUGGCUCCACACCGCAAGAAUCACGGUGGGACGAAGAGGUUCUUCGACGUCAAAGCGCUUUCCCCAAGUGUCAAGUGCUUCACACCAUUCAGUGUCCCAACCACGAAACUUCUCUUCCGCCCAGUCUUUCAUCCAUCCUGUGUGCCGAGGACAACAUCAUCAAUAUCAACCACAUUUCCGAAUUCACUAACAUGCAACUCGACGCCUUCGUAUCGAGGACGAGCGGCCUGCUCUCCCGGAUAGCAACUUCCGCCAACUUCUCCCUCCAGUCUGAUCAGGCCACCUUUAACCGGGCCCUAGUCUCAUGGCUCAAAGACCCCGACUCCAACCUACCCAGCGGCCACAUCAUUGGCCUCUGCUGCUCCAGUCUUCUGUCUAUCUGGUUCCCAGACGAAUCCAGAGGCAACGACCUCAUCCCCGAGUUCCGCCGCUUCGUACUGGCAGUCUCUCUAGCACACCACGGACGGAGGAACAGCAACAGGAGCAAGCUACAUCAAAAGCACGAGCAUUGCGCGCGCCACGAGUCCCGAUCUCAUCUAAUCAAGAGGCUCGAUGGCAUCCUCACCCCCCAAUAUCUCUCUAACUGUUCCCCAGAAUCUUGCCAGGUCCUCUUCCAUCUGGUGCUCGGAGUUAUUCUGGAUAUAGGACAUUCACCAUGGCAUACCACCAAUUCCUGCGACUACUCGUCGUCGUCGUUGACUGCCCCAUCAAAUCUCCUCAGCCCCGAGUGCCAGCAGAGUCCAACACUAUGGCUGUCCACCAAGAACCAACUGGUCCGCACGCUCGCCCAAGAUCUUGUUUUCUUGGGAUCCAGCAAACUGGGAAUCAAACUCGAGGGAAAACCGGAUCUAGAGAAGCUCAUUAUCGGCACGGCGAUCAGCAGGUGGAACGAGAUGGAAUCACGCAUCUGGGCUGAUAGCAUCACUGAGAAGGCCGCAACAGGGCAAGAACCACAAUCACCAACAUCGUCAGCGAGCCCCGCAAGCAAGUCCUCCAGCUGCGAAAGGGAAAGACGACACUCUUCUUCACCAACCGACAACGACAAUAACCUAGACCGAAACCCACCCUACUGGGAAGAUCCACCACCCACUCCUCCUCCGCCCACCGUUGAGCCGACGCUCAUUCCCGUGAUGCCCCCAUAUCAUCAGCAUCUUACCGCACCUCACACCCAAAUUCAGAGCCAAUUCCAAACAGCAGCAGCGCGCAUCUCGUUUUGGUCGGAGAACCCGGCCUCGUACUUGGAAAUGACGGAUGAGCCCGAGAGCUAUUACCUUGCUACUGCGAACGAGCAUAACAAGAGGGAGAGAGCAGAACCACCACCGACAGCGAUGCCGAUGACGACGGGAAUACCGAGGUCAACGACUGAUCCGUUUCCUUUGAGGAGUACGAUUGAGGAUCUUGGUUCAUGGCGAAAAGUCAAGAGGCGAACGAUGUGGGUAGUACGGACGAUUGAUGCAGGUGAUCAAGGACAGAUAAGCAUUCAUGCUCGGUUACGGGGGAGGGAAGUCAAUGAUUUUGGGGUGUAUGUGUAAGAGAUAGAGGAGAAAAAAAAAAAGGGGGGGGGGGGGGAGGAGAAGAGUUGCUGGAUAGGUUUUGUUUGAUAAUGAUGAUAAUGAAUAAUGAGACGACGAACCGGCCAUUCAGUCUUGUCAUUUGACUAUGAACAAGAAGAUGGAUGAUGUUGAACCGGUUGCCAAAUGCAAAAAAGAUUG